This is a messenger RNA of Lymnaea stagnalis (great pond snail), 8439 nucleotides long. The record is from the annotation of a GenBank genome assembly. Lineage: Eukaryota; Metazoa; Mollusca; Gastropoda; Lymnaeidae.
GAGACGCCGACCUAGCUAGGCAUUAGGCUAGCUUUGUGAGUUCAGGUUUCCGUUAAUGUUAAACAAUAGCUUUCUAAAGGAACGUUCUUCAAUAUCUUUUGAUUCUUGAAAUCAGUUUUAUGAGCGUGUGUUUUAUUGCGAAUGAACUCUUGUAAUCAUGCUGUGAUGUCGGCUGCAAUUAAAGACUAAGACAUAUUCUUUCAUAAUCAUAACGAAGAGCUUUGUUUUUGUAAGCUUGUAUAGGAAUGAAGUAAGUUGUGAAGUUUAUUCAACGCUGUGUCUCAUGAAUUCGUGUCCAACAACAAUAUAGCCGUUUCCCGGAGAUUUUGACGGACCAGUGAAUUUCCAGAAAGCUUUGGCAUUGGCCAUCGUCUUAGGACAUAAUAUGUGGUUCGUUAACUCUUUAAAAAACAAAACAAAAAAGCCUCAAUGUCGGAUUAUUCAUAUGAAAAAAAAAAUAUAUAUAUAAGUGUGUGGUCGGGGCAACAAGCCCAGUGCUCCUGAGGUUCAAGGGGCGAUAGAGCCGGUCUUAGGAAGGCCGUCGUCUUUUAUAGUUUUCACACGUGCAGUUGUUAUAUAGCCUAGCUAUAGAUGUAGAUGUUAUAUAGAUAGGCAUAUGGCUAUAAUGUGCCUUAAAUAAUACAUGUUUUUACAAUGCAAGAUGAUGAAGUAUUUUUAUAGUGUUUAAACCUUUAUAUGUGUAAGAAAGUAGGAUACAUUUUUAUCCUCUGGGCAUUAAGAUAUUGUUAAUGAAAGCAGUUCAAGGAAGUCACCUCUUGUUGGUACUAAACUACCAAUAGUAUCUGAAUGCACCCCGCACCUUUUAAUAAAAAAAGACACAUCCUAGAUCUACCCGUGCCGAUACGAUAAUCAGGGUCUAUGUGGUUUGCGAGAAGAUUAAUAAUGAUGGGUAAGAUAGUCUUUGUCCUUUGUGUAAGUCUUUGUGUAACGAUAACCACUGGUAUUAUGUUCCACGUGUAGGUCUACAUCCUUUCCCCCAAAGCAAUGCACCGAAAGAUUUAAACAUUCUUUUUUUCCUGAGCCUCACUCCGUCAGAAUUGACAAGCAUGCUCUUCUCAUGGCUGUUACAAUAUGUAAAUAAUCACUCUUCAGGUCAAUAUUAGCAAUACAUGAGUGAAGUUUUUGUGGUGUAAUAUGGCUGCUGAUCUUUGCGUUUGAGAAACACUUUAGAAGUAUCGUGUUUAAAUUGUCAUAGAUUAAAAAUGUCACUAGGUAAGAAUUUUCAUGUAUGUGCUGAAAAUGAAUAUGUACAAUGUAAUGUUUUAACAAUUCAUGUUAUGGGACCUAUAAAAGAAUCCUAUCGUAUCUUAGUCUGAAUCUCUCUACUUUGAUUUGAGAACCUCGCUUACGUUCUAUGACCCCGACCCUGAGUUAAAAACUUGUAUUGCGUCCUAUGACUCCGACCUGAUUGACAACAUUGACUACGUGAGCUGCCGCGACGCAGACAUUGUUUUGUUGUGGGAAUAAGUAGGGUUCAGGAUGGAGAUGGGUGAAAUCUUCAAGGACACCGAGUCAAGAUGGAGAUGGGUGAAAUCUUCAAGGACACCGAGUCAAGAUGGAGAUGGGUGAAAUCUUCAAGGACACCGAGUCUACCAUAAUGUGACGUUAAGUAGAUGUUAUUCGUUAAAAAAAGUAAGCCUCUGUUAAUAUGUCGUAAUGAAGCAAUUUUAGCGACGAGCCAAAUCAGUGCCGCAAGACGCGUGUUGUAUCCGUUGCAGCAACUUUUAGAGCAGUUGUUCCACCGCCUGAUGGGCUCCGAGUGCACGUCUCGGGGCCAACGCUGACCCUCCAGGAAUCUCUUAAAACUAUUAUUAAGUCGCAAGACAUAGGGUUAGUCGCAAGGGGCUUCUCUAUAGAAACUGAUUAUAUAUUUUUAAAAAAAAAAAAAACAACCAAAAAAACCAAAGGCUUCGCGAGUCAAAAAAGUUUGGGAAACUCUGGUUUAGAAGUUGCACCAAGAAGAAGACCGGAACUUGAAGUGAAGUACGGCAAAUAAAUGACCUUUAAUUAACGGUUACUGCGGAUUACAAGGAAAUCACCAAAAAAACACAAACAAACUUCAGUUCGCUAUAACUGUCCACGGCCGAGAGAGUAAAUACAUUAUAGAAUAAUCCGGAGAUAGACCAGCGGCUUACGAUUCUCCUCCAACACCUCGCACAGGCUCCGUACUUUCAGGCUCCGUAUUUGCAGGCUCCGUACUUUCAGACUCCGUACUUUUAGGCUCCGCUUUUUCAGGCUCCGUACUUUUAGGUUCUGUACUUUCAGGCUCAGUACUUUUAGGCUCCGUACUUUUAGGCUCCGCUUUUUCAGGCUCCGUACUUUUAGGUUCUGUACUUUCAGGCUCAGUACUUUUAGGCUCCGUACUUUUAGGUUCUGUACUUUCAGGCUCCGUACUUUCAGGCUCCGUACUUUCAGGCUCCGUACUUUUAGGCUCCGUACUUUCAGGGUCCUAACUUUUAGGCUCCGUAUUUUAAGUUCUGUACUUUCAGGCUCAGUACUUUCAGGCUCCGUACUUUUAGGCUCCGUAUUUUUAAGUUCUGUACUUUCAGGCUCAGUACUUUCGAUAGACAGUCGGAUGUUUAAAAAAAAAAACGAAUAAAAAGGGCUCAUGCCUUCCGUGUCAGGUCUAAGGGACAGAAUGCCAGCGAGACAUUUGAUCACAUUCGUUUUAAUUUAAAGUUUAAUUAUCUCGGCUGUUACUGACCCUGUUUCCCCAUCACUCAUUCCGUCUCGUGAAGUAUUACCCAUUACGCGGAGUUAAGUGAUGUUAUUUAACCUUGAGAAAAUAGCGCCUUCAUUAAUACUAACUGUAUCCCAACGCAACCUCCUUUUUUCCUUCUCUCCAUGUUUCUCUCCAACAACGACGCCACUGUUACGUUUUGAAACUGUCUUUGAAUCUUGUCUGUAGCGUUUUUGGGGCACUGUAUUUAUUUUCAGAUAUCGAGGCACGUAAACAGUGGACAUUAUAAAGUCAACAUUAUACGGUGGAUAGUAUACAGUGGAGAUUAUAAAGUGAACAUUAUGCAGUGGACAUUAUAAAGCCAACAUUAUACGGUGGAUAGUAUACAGUUAACAUUGCACAGUGGACAUUAUACAGUCAAUGCUACUGCUGUCACACUCCCUCGGCUUCUACACAGUGGCGACAUUUCAUAAUGGCGUCGUUCGAUCCCAGGAUGAUUCCAAUGCACGCGGGCAUCCAUCACAACAGUUUGGACCAUGUUGGCCAGAGGUACCCGCAACACCAAGCUGGUCAGCACAGUGACCAGCAAGGCCAAAGCGGGCGCCUCAGACAAGGGUCGACCACGUCCGAGUCGAAAACUGAAGCUGGUCCCAACUGGGAGAACGUCUACCGGACGGCCCAGAACAUUGGGUUUCCCGAUCCCAAGGUGGCGUGUGGCGACGUCGUUGGCGAGUUCUUGGAAGACACGGCAAGAGGAAUCGGCUGUCCGGUGGAAUACGUCUUGGUCCCAAUGUUGCCAUGUAUUGGUGGUGAGUGCAGGGUUAAUUUAAAAUAUAACGCUACAUUCGGUUCAAUGAGUGAUGGUAAUGGUGUGGAGCGAUACGUAGGCCCUAUUAUAAGUAUAAAGACUUAUUUGAGGCGACCCAAAAUAGGUCUGUUUUUAAAUGUUAGUAUUGUAAUUGUAAUAAAAAAAUUGUAGGAUCAUUUAUGGUAUUGGAGUCCCCCCCCCCCUCACCUUGGCAGCUGUUGUCUAGCACCAGGGAGUUGGAGCUGGCAAAAUUUUCGUCAGCUCCGCGCCGAGCUCCGGGAAAAUUAAAAAGGGAGGAGGGGUGUUUGAGGGGAUGUUGUGUUUAAAGGAAAGUGUUUAUUUUUGUCACCACCUUAUUUUAUGAACUAUGCAAUAGCAAUGCAUGUAGGCCUACUGACAACAUAGAGGUAGGAAUAUGGUGGUGGGAAAAUAGCCGUGAAAGAGUGGGGCAACAUAGCAGGUAGAAGAGUUGGGCACAUAGCAGGUAGAAGAAUGAGGCAACGUAGCUUGUAGAAGAGUUGGGCAACAUAGCAGGUAGGAGAGGGGGGCAACAUAGCUGGUAUAAAAUUCAAAUGAUUUAAUUUACAAUUAUUGAGCUCGGAAUGUUGAAAUUUUACCACCUCCAGCUCCAUCGCAGCUUCGGGCAAAAUGACCUUUCUGAAGAGUUCCGCUCAAAAUGCCUGUCCAGCACACAACCCGACCCAGGUAAUUUGGGGGGGGGUGGGGGGGCCUUUGGGUGCUUUCCCCCCUUGUCGUUGUGGUAUCCUCUGACACAUUUAAUAACCCAUCCUAUUUAUUGUGACAAACCCAAAACACCCCAAUAGCUAAUAAAUUUUACCUCAGAUACUUGGAAAAAUAAUUUUAUUAAUUUGGCAUUGCAGGUAUCCUAGGAACCAAGACCACCAUUCGCGUACACAGAGCAUGGUCAGAACCUCCAGUGCUAUGGAGCAUUGUUGGUUCUGCUGCAGGCUCCAGGCGUUCUUCAGUCAUUCGACAACUUUUGUCACCCAUUUUGGCAUUGCAGGCAGAUAGAGAGGAAACAGAGGGUCAAAGGUCCCCCAAACAAAUCAAAUUGCAGGGAAACGGUCAGUUUGAAGAGAAUAAGAAGAAAAACUCUGUGCAAAGAAGAGCGCUUUACACAGGUACAAUAGUGAUUAUUACCUUUUCUCUUGAAGAAGAAUGCCUUUUUGUGUAGUAUUAUCUUAACAUUUAAUUAACUGAAUUUUUUUUACAAAUCAUUGUUUUGUUUGGAGUGUUUUUAAUGGUAUAGGGCCUACAUUUGAUUUACGUUUAUAUAUAUAUAUAUAUAUAUAAAUAUAUAUAUAUAUAUAUAUAUACACAAUUUUUCUUGCAUCUUUUAUUUUUAUAUUGCAAUAUUUGGGGAUACACCUGCCUUGCGCCUCACAAUCUUUUGUAUAUCAGCAUAUUUUUCUCUUUUUUGUGUAGUAUUAUCUUAACAUUUAUUUAUCUGUAUUUUUUUUACAUAUCAUUUUUUUGUUUGGAGUGUUUUUAAUUGUAUAGGGCCUAUAUUUGAUUUACGUUUAUAUAUAUAUAUAUAUAUAUAAAUAUAUAUAUAUAUAUAUAUAUAUACACAAUUUUUCUUGCAUCUUUUAUUUUUAUAUUGCAAUAGUUGGGGAUACACCUGCCUUGCGCCUCACAAGCUUUUGCAUAUCAGCAUAUUUUUCUCAAUUUGUAAUUUUCCCUUUAUGAAUUAUUUCCAAUUCAAUCAGGUACUCGCAUCACACUGACUGCUUUGACUGAUGUAUUACACUGCAACGAUGGCCACGCCUUCAGUCUUGCGGAGGAUGUCGAGAACCUUCAUAACCUGCUCAUGCAGCCUGUAACAUGCCCUCGACUGGCCUCAGUGAUGGACGAUCUCUAUGAGGGUCUGCCGCUGGUCGCCGUGGAAGAUGGACGUGUCACCACUUUACUCGGAACUAAUUUCUGCCAAGGGGGUAUGACGUGUGUUUAAUACAAUGGCUUCUAAAGCAUAAAACCUGAAAGAAUGACAGAGGAUACUAAUUUAGUAAAUUUUUGGUCCAGCUGAACCUCUUCAUGUAUUAUCAACUAGUAUGGCCAUUAGCAGUUUAGCCAAAAAUCUUAAGCUUGAAAUCUACAUUUUCUAUAGGGCCAAUUGUGAUCCACGACAAGAUUCCUAUACUGACUAUGCCUAUAGCAAAAUUUUAUAGACUAGUUUAAAAGUUUAGACAGUAUACAAGUUUAGACACUAGUAUUAAAUGGUAGAUGUUAGCAUAAAUGUUUAGACAUUAGUAUAAAAUUAGUGUCUAAACUCUUAUACUAAUGUCUAAACUUUAAUACUUUAAGUUUAAACUAAGAGUACAUUGUGUUUGUUUCUUCCACUCAGGAUUUGCCCGUCCAGAGUACAUUGUGAGAACCAUGUUGAAAUCUCCAUCUUGGUUGUCUGCUAGAUUUUUGCUGUCUUGUCCCCAGUCAGAUGAUAUGAAGGGGGUGUUUGGAGACCCCGUGUGUAGCACUGAACUCCCAGAAUUGGAACUGAUCUACUCUAUUCUGUUAGAGAAGCACCAGAAUAGACAAAAUUACGCAUUUGAUCCAGAUGCUGUGCAAGAAUUAAGCAAAUUUUUUGAAGAGGAAUGGACAUCAGUUUUAAAUCAGCUGGACCAGAAUGAACAUGAGGGCAUUAUAGGCAAAUCAAUGGGUCAGAUUGUACGUCUCAGUGGGAUACUCAAGGCUCUUGAAAACAGUCUUCUCAGUGCUAGGGCUAAGAGCCAAGCCAGGGACCAGGAAUGGGACUGGAACAUAACAGCUGGAACCGUGAAGAAAGGAAUAAUAUUAGGUAAAUAUUUCAUGGAACAAAAACUGGCCAUGACUUUUAUGGUUGGAACAGGUUUUUUCAAUCACUAUUCCGAAAUGUCAUUUGACAGCGGUAUGAAUGGGAACGCCACAACCCUGCCACAGACCGCCAUCCAUGUUGGAUCUGAGCAACAGUGCAGGUGGAGUCCAGCUGCAAACACAUCACGGUCAUUCAGUCAAGAUUCCACUGCGGCCAAUUCGCUGCAAGGCUCACAGCAGAAUCCGAACUCGUCAUUUAGCUUCUCCAAACGGGCAGGGGAUGUCGACUUCAGCACACUCCCCCACACCAUGAGCACGGUGGAAGAAGAUGUCAGUGAGAUGAUGCAGGCUGUAGACUUUGUUCACUUCUCCAAAACACAGUUUGUAGCUGUGCACGGCAGGCGCAUCAAACGACUUCUAGAAUGCUAUGAUGAUGGACACGGUGUCUCUGCAACGACGGCCGCACAAAAAUCGAUCACCCCACCGGUCCGUAUAGAAGGCACCAACAAUCGUCAUCCAGCCUGGGCCAGCGCGCUAUUCUUUCAAAAAGUUGCAGAGCUCGACCUGGGUGCUGCCGAGCAGGGCAGGCAUCCUACAAAUAGAAAAGUCUGUUGGCGUUUCAAAAGGAAGCCCGUUGGUCAGUUACAAGAGAAAGAUUUUCAGCUGCUACAGUAUCUCCGUGUAGAAAUGGAAAAAUAUUCUCAGUUUGGGUCUGGUCCAUUUAAUCCAAGUAUGAUUGUCAAUUCUGGCCUGAUAACACUUCCAAACAGCUCAAGUCCACGCCAUCAAGUGGGUGGAGGUUUGAGUCCUGUCGUUGGCGGAAUGGACGAUGAUUCAAAUACAACCAAUAGUCAGAACAGUUCAAGGAAUUCAGCCACACCUAUAAUUAAGACUGAAAUAUAUUGAUUAAGUCAUUGACAAGUUACAGAAUCCUCAGAAGUGGCUCUACUUAUAAACAUUCAAAUAGUUAGACAAAAGGACAUAAAAAAAAAUAAGACAAGUAACAAGUUAUGUGUUACUCAAUCAAUUAAAAUCCCACAAUUUCAAUUAGACCACACAAGUCAGGCACUAGACCUCACAAGUCAGGCACUAGACCUCACAAGUCAGGCACUAGACCUUACAAGUGAAGCAGUAUGGAAUAACAAUGAAGCUGGAAGCCCAUUAUUUCAAUUGAAAAUAAGCUUCUUGAUCUGUGAAUGACAUAUAUAAUGAGAAAUAAAUGACAUAUAUAAUGAGAGAUAAAUGACAUAUAUAAUGAGAGAGAGAAAUAGUGAAAAUCUUUUAAUGAACACCAGAGAUAAAAUAUAAGGGACUUCCAUGACCUCUUGGAAGAUACCUGGACCAGGCCAGCCAAUGAAACUGAACAAAAGUCCUGAUGAUUUAAAUUAUUGGCCCAUUUUUUACAAUAAUUUUUUGUGUGUAUUUACCAGAUAAAUAAUAACAGAUAGUGACAGGCGAGUGGUCACAAACUAAAUGUAAGCUGAGUGAAUCCACAAAAAAGUCCUUCUGCACCACAACUCAGGUCCACAUUCUUCACAAUAAACCAAUUAACCUUCUCAACCCCUGCCCACCAAAGCUUAACUUUAAUUAGUGUCAUCAAGUUAUUUUGUUAGAUACUCUAAGAAGACUGUUCAUUCCUGGUAUCCAGUUGUGCAUUGAAAUAUAAAGAUGAUAAUAUAGAGGUCAUGAUACACUAAGCCAAAACAAUAUUUCGUAGCUCAAAUGUUUUAUUCUUCCCGUAACAAGUUUAAUGCCUUGCCUGCUUUUAAACAUUAGAAUGUCUGGCAGUUACUCUGCCUUUAAACAAUAGAAUGUCUGUCUUUUAUACAGAAAUGAAGCAAAAAAACAAUUUGACAGCAACAGAAACUGAAAAUUACAUGCCAAUUUUACAAACAAUGCAGGAGAGUAAUAAAAUGAAAGAAAUAAUUUCAGAAGUUGUUUGCACUGGUAAUGAUCACAAUGUUAAUGACAAAUAUUUGGAACCCAAGUUAAUAUUUUGCAUGCUUGUCAAUGUAUAGGCCUAUUUGUUUUUAGCUUUAGAACCAUAUUUUUAAAAUGUUCAAACAACUGCUUUAAUAUUUUGAUUCUCUUCAAAUAAAUAUUUUUUAUGAUUUAUAAU